GCAAUUCACAUUUUUUAAUUCUUUUAAAUUAAAUUUAUCCCAUUCUCUCUGAUCCGGUUCGUUCAGGGUGAAAUGGAGAUCUUCCAAAGGGCCCAUGUGGUGCGUUUGAGGAGCCACCAUGACAAAUACCUGAUUGCCGACGACGACGAAGAAACAGUUCGUCAAGAUCGGAAUGGGUGCUACAAGAACGCGAAGUGGAACGUGGAGAUCAUCGAGAAUUCCCAUUGCUUACGUUUCAAGAGCUGUUACGGAAAAUACUUAACCGCCUCCAAUUUGCCAUUCAUAUUUGGAUCUGGAGGCAAGAAAGUGCUCCAAACUCUGCCCAGAAGAUUAGAUUCCUCCCUCGAAUGGGAACCCAUCAGAGAGGGUGUUCAGGUGAGACUCAAGACCCGUUAUGGCCAAUUCCUGCGCGCCAAUGGAGGACUGCCUCCGUGGAGGAACUCCGUCACCCACGACAUCCCUUACAGAAACACCACACAGGACUGGAUUCUCUGGGACGUCGAUGUCGUAGAGAUUCGUCCACAACAAGUUCAGCAGCCUCCCAAACAGCGACCCCGUCCCAAGCCUAUCGCCACGCCACAUCGUUCCGUGAAUCCGGCCACAACCGAAUCUUCUGCUUCAGCGUCUGUUUCCGGUGGUGACAGCUUUUCCAAAAUCGAGCUCAGGUCUCCAAAAAGAAUGGAGGUGAAAGAAUUGGAGGAAUACGCGCUAUCGCCAAAGAAAGAAGGGAGGACAAUAUUUUACGAAGUGGGGGAUGAGAACGGGGAUGUUGAGCCUGGAAAGGAGAAGUUCUUCACGUUCAAGGGAAGUUCCGUGAAUGAGCUGAAGGAAAAGCUGAAGGAAGAAACAGGGCAAGAUGAUAUUCUUGUGUGUUCCCGGAAUCCUUUGAACGGGAAGCUAUAUCCCCUUCGCUUACACCUACCACCCCACAAUUCUGACAUGCAUGUCAUCAUCGUCCCUUCCACAUUCCAAGCGUAAGAGCAGUAGUCAGCCCAAGGAUGGCAGGAGGUUAAUAUCAGAAGUUCUACUAUAGGAGUCCACAGCUCAUUCAGAAGUUAAAUGUGACAUGUGCCAGAUGAAAAACUGCAAGGCAAACUAACCAGACAUUCAAAUCACAGAGCAACCAGACAAUUCAAUCAGCUCUAAAUUUAAAUUGCUUUUCAAGUUGGUGCAGGGCUAAGCCAUCUGAGAUGUAAUGCAGAGUGAUGUAUUUUAAGUAUUUAUUUUUCUUCUCAAA
This is a messenger RNA of Neltuma alba, 1237 nucleotides long. RefSeq lists its product as uncharacterized. The transcript is spliced from 3 exons. Lineage: Eukaryota; Viridiplantae; Streptophyta; Magnoliopsida; Fabales; Fabaceae. Bases 73 to 978 code for a protein of 301 amino acids. The record is from RefSeq and is a predicted model, not a curated record.